AACAUAUUGUAUCAUAAUGAUAUAAUGUUUUAGAUGUUUUCAUUCACGUAUUCCAUGCAUUCAUUUUAAUCAGGCACAAAUUGGACAACCUCCCUUUUCCUCCAUGUGUUCGAGGACCCCUCAAGAUGUCCAUGCUUGCCGAACCUCGUCGUAAACAGAAGUGGUCUGUGGACCCCAGAAACAGCGCGUGGAGCAACGAUGAGUCCAAAUUCGGACAGAAAAUGCUGGAACGCAUGGGCUGGUCAAAGGGAAAGGGUCUUGGCAAGACUGAACAGGGGGCCACAGAACACAUCAAGGUUAAAGUCAAGAACAACAAUCUGGGCCUGGGCACUGCAAUGAACAACGAGGACAACUGGAUUGCCCACCAGGAUGACUUUAAUCAACUUCUUGCUGAGCUUAACAACUGUCAUGGACAGAACGGCAAUGACUACCCCACACAGGAACAGGGUUUUAGUUUGGAAGAGAAGUCAAAGACAUCCAAGAAAAGGGUUCAUUACAUGAAAUUCACUAAGGGAAAGGACCUGUCCAGUCGCAGCGAAACAGACCUAGCUUGUAUUUUUGGGAAGCGAUCGAAACGAGAGACAAGGGACCAAGAUGAGGGAAGCAGUGGAGCUGACUCUCAGGAAGAGAAAGAAGAGGACACAGAAACUAAUCCAAACCCAGAAACAAACUUAAACACAGUAACCAGCACGCUGACUAUGCAAGAGUAUUUCGCCCAGCGGAUGGCCCAGCUCAAGAAGGCUCAGGCAGGACGAGACCCAACCGGAUGUUCAUCUGAGGUCAGCAGCAAUGUCCCAUCUCCACUGGCUACAUCUGCCUCCAUGGAUGACUCCCCAAAUACUAGUGAUAUGGAACAGUCCAAAAAGAAGAAAAAGAAGAAAAAGGACAGGGAUAGUAAUAGAGAUGACAUACAGGAAGACGCACUGACCUCAGUAACAGGAGAGACCGUUGAAGAGCCAAAUCACUCACAGAAAAAGAAGAAAAAGAACAAGAGGAAACGAGAGGAGCGGGAUGAGGAGGGGACUGAAGUGUGCAGCGCCACUGAAGAAGACGCUCCCACCACAGGAAAGAGGAAGAAGGAGAAAAAAACAUCUUUAGAGGUUCAUGCAGAUGAAGUUGAAACAAUAGAAAUUGAGAAUAUGUACCCUAAAGUUUCAGAUAAAAAGAAAAAGAAGAAAAAGAGACAACAGGAGAAAGAGGAAGGAGCAGCUGAGGAAGGGGUGCCCAAAAAGAACAAGAAAAAAUGAUUUUUUUACAGUUGACUGCUCUCGAAACUCGACUUUUUGAUACCAUCAUGAUUUUAAUAUUGAGAUCACCAAAAUGAAUGACUAUGAAUUUACAUUAAGAAUUGGGUUGUAUCUCUAUAUUUAAACUUUGACAAAAUAUUAAAAACAUCUAAACCGUAUGUGCAGUU
Messenger RNA from Labeo rohita (rohu), 1414 nucleotides. It is a transcript of the gene pinx1, whose product is annotated as PIN2 (TERF1) interacting telomerase inhibitor 1. NCBI's taxonomy places the organism in Eukaryota, Metazoa, Chordata, Actinopteri, Cypriniformes, Cyprinidae. The record is from RefSeq and is a predicted model, not a curated record. Bases 126 to 1247 code for a protein of 373 amino acids. Gene Ontology annotation, cellular component: nucleolus. Gene Ontology annotation, molecular function: telomerase inhibitor activity; nucleic acid binding. Gene Ontology annotation, biological process: regulation of ribosome biogenesis. The transcript has 7 exons.